This is a messenger RNA of Oncorhynchus gorbuscha (pink salmon), 1566 nucleotides long. Its product is annotated as regulator of G-protein signaling 9-binding protein-like. Bases 150 to 809 code for a protein of 219 amino acids. The record is from RefSeq and is a predicted model, not a curated record. The transcript has a single exon. Lineage: Eukaryota; Metazoa; Chordata; Actinopteri; Salmoniformes; Salmonidae. Gene Ontology annotation, biological process: detection of light stimulus involved in visual perception; G protein-coupled receptor signaling pathway. Gene Ontology annotation, cellular component: photoreceptor outer segment; neuron projection.
CAAAACCGACCACGGUGCGUCUGGCGGUUCGCGAUCAUCAUCCUUUUUUGUUGUUGUUGCGCACCGCUUUUAAAAAAAUUAAUUGAAUGCAUUUUUAAUGUAGCCGGGGGAGAUCAGAGGUGGGCUUAUAUUUGAAUUAAAAAACAACCAUGGGGGGCACAGAUGAGUGUAAAACCAUGCUGGAUGCUCUGAACAAAGUCACAGCGUGCUACAGGCACCUGGUCAUCGCGCUGGGCAGCACAUCGGACUCUCAGAACCUGCGCGAGGAACUCAAGAAGACCCGGAAGAAAGCCCAGGAGCUCGCUGUGGCCAACCGGAAUAAACUAACCGAGUUGCUCAAAGACAAGACCACCAGCAAGGACGACCGGGCUGAGUAUGAGAGGCUAUGGGUGCUGUUCACCAGCAGCAUGGAGCUACUGGAAGUGGACAUGAAGCGGAGCUUGGAGAUAGGGCAGGAGUUCCCCCUCAAGGUGCCCACCAGACACCUCAUCCAGACGGGCAUGACCGGCAGCACCACCACGGUGGCCGCCAGGGCCAUGUCUGUGCAGAACAUGAAGUACGACGCGGACAGCAACAUCGACACUGCCGACCUGAAGGAGCUCCAGGCUGAGAUCACCCAGGUGGGCCAGAUGAUGGAGGAGAUGGAGAUGAAGGUGCAGGUGGCUCCGUGGGCCGUGGAGGCCAAGCAGGAGGCCGGCGCCGAGCUCAAAUCCACCCUGAGCGUCGGGAACUCCUCCGUGGGCGUCAUUUCCAUCUGUGAAGAGGAGCCCAAGGACGAGAUAGAUGAAGGGGUGACAAUAACGGAAUGAUCACAUGCAUCGCUGGAUUCAUAUUCGUUGCUAUUGUAGUAAUCGCCGGGAUUCUAGGAUACUUCGUAAUCGGUGGAUAGGAUACUUAGUUCUGGACGUUUUGAGCCAGCCUGGGAAUACUUCACAGAUAAACAGCGGGCGCAGCUCAGAGACAGAUACAGCCCGGGAUGGACACUAGGCAGGUUAUAUGCCCGGAGAAACGGCUCUGUUGUUGAGGAGAGAGAGACUAGCACGAGGAGCUGUCGAGGUGAUGAAAACUGUUACGUCUGCAUCCCAAAUGGCACCGAUUCCACAUAUAGUCCUCUACUUUAGACCAGAGCCACUACAAGGCGUUAUUCCCCAUAUAGUCCUCUACUUUAGACCAGAGUCACUACAAGGCGUUAUUCCACAUAUAGUCCUCUACUUUAGACCAGAGUCACUACAAGGCUUUAUUCCACAUAUAGUCCUCUACUUUAGACCAGAGUCACUACAAGGCUUUAUGCCACAUAUAGUCCUCUACUUUAGACCAGAGUCACUACAGGGAUUUAUUCCACAUAUAGUCCUCUACUUAAGACCAGAGUCACUACAAGGCUUUAUUCCACAUAUAGUCCUCUACUUUAGACCAGAGUCACUACAAGGCUUUAUUCCACAUAUAGUCCUCUACUAUAGAUGAGUAGGUUCUCCUCAUAGCUAGAGCAGAGGGAGGGUUUUGUCAACAGGGGGUAGAUGAGUAGGUUCUCCUCAUAGCUAGAGCAGAGGGAGGGUUUUGUCUACAGGG